AUAGACCAAUCAAUCACAAGACUAAGUUCCAAAUUCCAAAGCUUCUCCGAGCUACCUAUGGCUUUUUCCAAAGUUGUUUCUUCUGUCAUUUUGGUUGUUUCCUUUCUCUCUUCCACUUCCACCCUCGCUUUCCCUGGCCCCAAUCCUGGCUCCAGUCAUGGUGGCGGUUUUGGGGGAGGGUAUUCCGGUCUUUGUCCAGAGUUUUAUGAGUUCUCUUGCCCUCAAGCUAAUGACAUUGUCAUGUCUGUUUUGGAGAAGGCCAUUGGUAGAGAGCCUAGAAUGGCUGCCUCCUUGCUUAGGCUUCACUUCCAUGACUGCUUUGUGCAGGGCUGUGACGCGUCAAUCUUGCUGGACGAUAGCGCGACAAUAGCGAGCGAAAAGAAAUCAGGACCAAACAACAAUUCCGUCAGAGGAUUCGACGUGAUUGAUGAUAUCAAAGCCAAGCUCGAACAAGCGUGCCCUCAAACAGUCUCUUGUGCCGACGUUCUGGCCCUGUCCGCUCGAGGUUCCACCGUGCUAAGUGGCGGUCCGAGUUGGGAACUGCCGUUGGGAAGGAGGGAUUCGAAAACCGCGAGCCUGAGUGCCUCAAACGCUAACAUUCCUGCACCUAAUUCCACCAUACAAACCCUCAUAGCACUCUUCAACCGCCAAGGCCUCAAUGAAGCAGACCUCGUUGCACUUUCAGGAAGUCAUACCAUAGGGGUGGCAAGGUGUGUGACAUUCAGGCAGAGGCUAUACAACCAAAACGGAAACAACCAACCGGACGCGACGCUGGAGAGAACCUACUACAAUGGCCUGAAAAACACCUGUCCAAGAAUCGGCGGCGACAACAACAUCUCUCCCCUGGAUCUCGCCUCUCCGAUCAGAUUCGACAACACGUACUUCAAGCUCAUACUGCAGGGACAAGGGCUCUUGAAUUCAGAUGAAGUGCUUCUGACUGGAAAUGUGGGAAAGACCAUGGAACUGGUGAAGGAGUAUGCAGGAAAUGGGGGGGUUUUCUUUGAGCAGUUUGCUAACUCUAUGGUUAAAAUGGGGAACAUCAGCCCUCUCACUGGUUCUAAUGGGGAAAUUAGGAAGAAUUGUCGUCAGAUUAAUAACUGAUAUAAUUUGGCUAGAUAAGAGGGGAGAUUAGGUGAAUUUUAUGUGGGUAUUUUGUAUUUCCUGUAGUUGGUGUGGUGUGAGCCUGGUACUUUAAUUUGGGAGCAAAUAAAAUUUAAACUUGGAAGUGUUA
Messenger RNA from Rhododendron vialii, 1231 nucleotides. Its product is annotated as peroxidase 9. Gene Ontology annotation, molecular function: heme binding; peroxidase activity. The record is from RefSeq and is a predicted model, not a curated record. Gene Ontology annotation, biological process: response to oxidative stress; hydrogen peroxide catabolic process. Lineage: Eukaryota; Viridiplantae; Streptophyta; Magnoliopsida; Ericales; Ericaceae. The coding region runs from base 58 to 1101 and encodes 347 amino acids. The transcript is spliced from 4 exons.